GGGUCACUGAACUUUCUUGAAUCUUUUGAAAUUUUUUCUUCCACCAAAUUUGGGAAAUUAUUAGCCAUUAUUUAUUUAAAUAUUUUUUGGACCUUUUCUUUCUUCUCUCUUUUUGGAACUUCAGUUACACAUGUAUUGACUUUUCAAUAUUUAGCCAUAGGUUUCUGAGACUCAUUCAUUAUUUCUCAAUCCUUUUAUUUUCUGUUCUUCAGAUUGGGUUUUUUUAUUGAUCUAUCAUCAUGUUCACUCUUUGUUUUAUAACCUCCAUUUAGCUUUUAAGCCUACCCAAUUAAUUUAGAAAUUUCAGAUAAUCUAUUUUUCAGCUCUAGGACUUGAGUUUGAUUCUUUUUUUUAUAGUUUCUGUUUGGUUAUGUUUUCAUUUAUAUUUUUGAAUUUAAUUUUAAUUGCUACUUUAAAGUCCUUGUCUGCUACUUGUAACAUUUGAGUCACUUCAGAAUUGAUCUCUGUCUAUUGUUUUUUUCUCCUGAAAAUGAGUCAUGUUUUCCUGUUUCUUUGUUUGUGAAAUAAUUUUGGAUUAUAUCUUAGUGCUGCAGUUACCAUGUUGUAGCAACUCUAGGUCGUGUUUUAUUCUUCUAAAAAGUAUCAAUUUUUCUUUACUUGUUUUAGCAAGCAGUUGAUGGUUAGGCUCAUACUUGCAAACUCUGUCUCUGGGUGUGUAGAUCACAUCUUCAGUUAUUUUACCCUUAGCUAGCAUUUUUUUUUUUUAACUGCAAAUGUGUGGUUCACAGGUCAGCCAUAUUUUGAACUGACUGUAUAUACAGAAUUUAGGGCUCCUCCUUUCUGACUCUAUCCUUUCCAGGACUCCCCUUUCACUUUCCAGUGGCUUUGGUUACCUUGCACCCUGUCCACUGCUUCUUCAGGCGAAAGACUGAAGAUUUUUUGUUUGAGUUUUAGUUGCCAAAUAUAUUGUGGGUUGAGGUCUGCCCUCAGGCCAAAAGCUGCAAUAAGUAGGUAACUCACUUAGUGCAGUUCCUUUCUCUAAGUGUUGAUUCCUUCCAGAAUCAACCUGUUUUGGUCAUUGUUUAGUGCAUUUAGGUAACUAUUUAUUUAUUAUAUGUUUGUGUAUGGUAUAUAGUUACUCUAUGCAGAAUUGGUGUUGUAGGAGGUUACUAAGCCAAUAAUAGAAAUAGAACCAGAUUUUUAAAGCUAAAAUCAUUGGAAAAUAUGGUAUGGUGAAGUACAAUCUUAAUGGCUUUCUUAUUUUUUAAAGAUAUUCAGAAAAAGAAGAAAGCAUGAUAUAUCACACACACACACACAGAAACUGAAAGAACUAGUUUUUCUAACUCCAAAGUCUUCUUAAUGCAUCAUUAGGAUAGAAUACAUUUCCAGUGUAAAUACAGAUAGUUUACCAUAAGUCAAAAGAAAAUUUUGUAUCGAUUUCUAAAAUCUAUAUAGAUUGUGUGGGUUUAUUUCCAAGAUUGAGUUCUGUUGUAUAUUGUACAUCCAAUAUUUUUCACUUCUGAUGUAUAUAGUUUUGAUUCAGUUAACAUAGUAAAGAAGGUAAUUUACAGUGUUAGAGUCCUCAGAAAGAUCAAUUUAUGAUUUAAAAAAUUUUUGAUGGAUAAUUUCCAGUGUAAUUUCCACUUUCUAGGAAAUGUUCCUUUCAUGUUUCCUCUUGCUACUCAGUAAGCUCUUUGUGAAGCAGGAGGCAGAAUCUCUGCUUUGAUUUUACUUUAAUCUCUGUGCCAGUGGUUUUCCUCCCUGCUCUGUCUCCUUUAUCUUUCUCUUUCUCAGUCUUUAAAAAAUUUUUUGGUUACAUUAUUUUGUUGUUUUCUCUUUGCUGCACCUUAUACAUUUGCCUACCUCUUAUCCUUUCUUCUUAGGAGUUGUACAAUAUUUUAAAUAUUUUGCUCAAUAUGAAUAUGUAGGGAAUUUGAAGAAGUAAAAGCAAGGACUCUGUAUAUUCUCAUUCUAUUGGGAAGGUCCUGCUUGUUGAAUUUUUAGGUAUUUCAAGAUGUUCCAGUCAACUGACAAGGACUUCUCCUCACAGUGUCAGAACUGUAGUGAUGAUGAGAGUAAUGCAACUAGCAAAUAGUUCUGAAAAGUUGGAAGCUCCACCACCCACCCCAGGACAGCUGAGAUAUGUAUUCAUCCACAAUGCGAUACCUUUCAUAGGGUUUGGCUUUUUGGAUAAUGCAAUUAUGAUUGUUGCAGGAACCCAUAUUGAGAUGUCUAUUGGAAUUAUUUUGGGAAUUUCAACUAUGGCAGCUGCUGCUUUGGGAAACCUUGUGUCAGAUUUAGCUGGACUUGGUCUUGCAGGCUACGUUGAAGCUUUGGCUUCCAGAUUAGGCCUGUCAAUUCCUGAUCUUACACCAAAACAAGUGGACAUGUGGCAAACACGUGGCAAAGCUGUUGGGGUGACUAUUGGCUGCAUUCUAGGAAUGUUUCCUUUGCUUUUCUUUGGAGGAGGUGAAGAAGAUGAAAAACUGGAAAAGAAAAAUUAACCCUCUUAGAAUAUCUAUAAAAAGAUGUAAACUAAUGUACCUCAAUUACUAAAUAUGCUGUCACAACAUUUAGGAAUUAAGACAAUAACAGUGUAUAGAUAUGGGAUCAAAUAAUUCAGCAUGUAUUAUGGAAAACACUAACUUAUUGUGGCUUGGUUUUCUUAGGACAUCUUUUUUAAAAAUGUUUAGUAUCCAUUUUGUGUAAAUUGUUGAAAUGCUUUUUCAUCAAUGGCAGUCAACAUUUAACCUUUUUCUCUUUCUUUAUAUAUCAAAAUAUCAUUUAAGUAUCAGUCAUUGACGUACUGUACUGAGUUGGGGUUUGCGUAUUUGUUACUUCAUGUGUGUGCAUGCAUGAAAGGAUCUUCUGUCAUCGCUGUUGUCCUCUAGUUACAACUCAGCCUUGAGAUUUUUGCCACAUUACGUAAAAUGUUUAAUAUAAGUUAAGGGUUUUUUUAAACUCUAUUUGGCAACAUCAGUUUUGUACUGUUUUACGUUGAACAUUUACAAUCAUAUCAUUUUUGUCAUUUUUUAAACUCUUAAUUCAAGAUAGACACACACUUUAAGUAUUUUAAGUAUCUUUUACUCAUUUUAAUUUUCUGACCUCACUGUCUCAAGAGCCAGAGGUUAAUCAGAAUGAGUAAUUAAUGUGGUGUCCCUACUACAUAAAACCGUAUAUGUUAAUCAGUGUGUUAUUUUCAGUUGAUUUUUUUAAUCUUUAAUUUCUCAAUUUUGAAUCAUUACAUGGUAGCUUCUGCUCCAAAGGGGAAGAAAAUGAUUGUUUUAGGGUCUUUUAUAAAUGGGGACUGUAGAAUUAGGGUAAAAUACGGGGUUUGACAUGACACUUGGAAAUUAAGAGGCUAAAAAAUUUUUUUAGAGAAAAAGAAAAUAGGAACUGUUGAGAAGGCUUAUGGUAUAAGUGGUGAAGCUGAAGUCGUGUUUGGAAGGUUAAGGAGAUACAAAUUCUAUUGUUUGGGAUGGAUUUCUUUUUCCCCAAAGCAUCUUCUCAUCUGAAUUGAUGAAUCUGAGUACUCCGUACUCAUAAUCCUGAUGUCUUAUCUUGUUUAGUGAGUUUUAUUUCUGGAUAACUUACUUUGAGAUGAAGACUAAAUAUUUUAUAUUUUGCUUUUUUGCUAUGAAUAGUCUAGUAGUCAGAAGUUACGUGAGGAGAAAUUUUUUUUUUGGUCUUUUUUCUUCUUUUGUGAUGUUUAAAUCAUAUUCUAGGUUGAAAUUGCUUAUUUUCAGCCUUGCACAUCUGAUAUAUAUAGUACAACUAUAUAUGAGUCAUGAAGUCUAAUUUUAUGAGCCCUUAAAGUUUGUUAGCAUGUGGUCUGUUAUAUAUGCUAAAAAAUUACUCUUAGCUGUAAGAGUAAACACAUCAUGGAGGAGAAAAAACUGAAAUUAAAAUAACUGUUUGGGCCACUGAAAUUGUUUUUGUUGCUAAAUAGAUGCAAAAGAAGGGCAACUUCUAAGAUGGCUGUAUUUAUAGUUACCUUAGUUCAAAAUUUCAUUUGCACAUAUUUACUUUGACCUCUUAUUUUCAGAGGGGCUCUUUUUUCCCACAAGGCAAUUUGUCAUAAAUUACCCUCUGCGCACUUCAAAAUAAUUUAGAGCUAUCCUUUAAUCAUAGAUUUUUGAGAGAAAAGAAGAAAAUAAAUCAUAUAAUAUAAAAAUAAUUAUAUGACGUUCUUAUUACGUACAAAUAAUACAAUAGUCUCAUUUGAUCAAAGUGGAAUUACAGAACUUCUCAAACAGAAUUGUGGUUUUUUAUCUUCCAUGUAGUACUACAUACACACCAAAAAGAAUUUUUUUAAUUAUUUUAGCUGACAGGAUUGGAGUGCUUAUUUAAACAAUUUUUGUUAGAUGUCUAAGUGCAUUUGUUCCUAACUUGUAUAUUGCCAGUCCUUUCUGUUUUCUAAAAACUAUUUUAUUGUGGUGCUUAAAUUUUCUUCUUAUUAAUUAAACCCCAUAUCCAGAAUCCUUUCCUGUGAGUUUAGAAAGGGCUUUGAUUAUUGGUUUUCACUUUUUGCUCUGGAAAAUAAUCCAGUCCUACAGAACCUUUCAGUUUAGCUGAACAUCUGCAGAAUUAUUUAAGCUCAAAACAUAGCAUAUAUAACCUUCAUGUUGAAAGAUGUUUUAAUUUGGGGGCAUAAUAAAUAUUUGAAUCAUUCAGAUAAUUAAUUUUCAAAAAAUAGAGCCCUUUCGUCCUUAACCUAAGGUACACAUCUUUUCAAGAUCUUAUUCUACAUGAGUGUUGGUGCUUUGCACGAAGUGAUUUCUGAAAAGUGGUUCCCUUUAAGAUAAUGACUUCAUAAAAUCAUUGCUUCAUGGUACUUGUCACAAAUAACCUUAUUUCAGAUUGAAACUGGAAUCUUAUUUCUCAUAUUAGUAAUUUCUUUAUUGGAAGCACCAUAACUAUAGUUAAAUACAGCGUGAGCUACUUUAGUACUGUUUGUUUGAAAUUCCUGUUGUCUGUGUAUUAUGAUUUAUUGACUUGUUGAUGCAUGUGAAUUGGGUGCAUUUUGUUGCCACUGUAUGUUAAACGGUGACCAAUGUUUUUACAAAGGAAUUGAACAAAAAAAUAUCUUUUAAGAAAUUUGGAAUGUGGUUUUGAUCUUGAAAUUUUAUUUUCUUCCUAAUCUCUAAGAGAGGGCUCUGGCUAUUCUGUCACUAAAGGAAAUAGAAUAAAUAAAUGUAGAUUUUUUACAGGGUUGUAGCAAUGUCACUGAGACAGUUAAAUGGAACUCUUUAGUACCUCCCUGAAAUCCACACUGGAGAUCCAUUACAGAUUAUGAGAGAAGAAUGAUCCUAUUUUGAGACAGUUUGAUCUUUAAUAGGAUGUCAAAAAUAACACUAGAGAGAUUGGCAUAAAUCACAAUGAUGGGUCUUUACAGCAGAGAUAUCCAAGCCUUCUGUAGAAUAACGCCUCAUUUACUCCUUUUCGGUAGGAGGUGAAUUUUGAAGGUAAUGGAAGUUUAUCUUUCACACAAAAAUUUUGUGUAAGCCAUUUUGAAGUAAAUCUUCCUAAUUUUAGAAUUAUAUUUUCUUGCCAUCUUAAAGAAUGUAUUAAAUGUAAUGUCAUCUUUUUCUUAGUGGCCAAAUACCAUCUGCAUGGACAUUAUUAUUGUGCUGUAAUGCAGUGCCUCAGGAAAACUUCCAUUUUCCUCCCAACUUUUUACUGCUCUCGCUUUUGGCAGCUCCAUUUUCUGUCUAAUUUGCCAUUUCUCAGCUGUGUAGACUGAGCAACUAGAUAGCCAGUCUUACCAGGAAUUUUUUGGGAAAUAUUAGGUUAUGGAACCUGAGUGAGAUGAUGAUGGUGAUAAUGAUGAUAAUAAUAUUAGCUCCCUUUUAUUAAGCACUUGCUGCUGUGUAAGUAUUUUACAUACUCUGUCCCAUUUAAUCACUUUAAAUAACAACAUUAAGUUGGUGCUAUUAUUAUCCCUAUUUUAUACUGGGUAAAUUUUAUAUGGAGAGUUAGUACUAGACCUAUGAGGUCACUACUAAUAAGUGGACUGGAAUCCAACUUUGUCCAAGUUUAAAGCCUGUGCUCUUAGUUACUAUGCAAUAGGCAUCAGUUGUAUGGACUUUGUAAUGUCUCUUCUCUGCUUAGGUUCCCCUUUACCUUCAGAUUUGUGGAGUUGUUUUCUUACCGAUAACCUAAGGGAAUUGUGCUUAUAAUCUCAAGGUUCACUUAAGAAAUUCUGUGCAUACUGUAUGCUAAGAACUGCUCAAGGAACUGAGCGAACAGCCAGAACAUCCUCAUUCUCAUGAAGUUUAUUCUGGGUUGGGGGGUGUCAGUGGGGCAAAUAUACGCUUAAAUAUCUUUUAUUGCAGACAGUGAUAAGUUCUAGAGAUAAAUGAAACAAGGUAAGGGGCAUGGAGAGUACUGGUGGUCAUAUGUGAAGGUUAGAGUGGUCAGGGAAGACCCGAAAGAAGUGAGAACAUUAACAAUACAUGUUAAGAAAAUCUCAGACAUGUGAGAUAUAUUUCACUUUCGAAUGUAUUGUUAGAUUUUUCAUUUGUUUCGCAUUAAACGAAAAAUUCAUACUCCCUGCAUAUUUACUGACAGCAGUAGAGGGAAAUGGCCCAGAAGCCUGGGGAAGCUACCUGGGAAUUCAUAAAGUCUGUGGAUAACCCAUCCGCAAAUUAUUUAGGGUUUGUUCUGUGCUCAUAAUGAAAUCUAACAGAUCACUUGUUUUUACCAAAGCAAUAAAUGCUAUUGGUAUAUGAGUUGGAACACUGAAAUUGGUUUUUCUUCUUUAAUUCAGAAAUGGAGUACUACUUAAAGCAAGGACAUACAUAAUUUUGAAGCUUCAGGACUUUUAGUGUCUACCAAUCUUGUGUUGACAGCAGUAUGAGGCACAGAGUGUUGUGUAUUGGUUUUUAUAUUAAAAUUUAUGUUAAUGGCAUUGACAGGUUUAUGAAUGAAAGAAAUUUGAACAAUAUUUUUAUUGACACCCAUUAAAAAGAGUAAGCACCUGAGAGAUUGCAUGAUUUCCCCACAACUACAAGUCCAAGUCAAACUUUUUGUUUACAGGAAUAGAAUGUGAGAGUGGUGACUGAAGAGUUAAAGUCAAAGGAACUACUUUUGAGGGGAGAUGGGGUGAACCUUCAAAAACUGUUUGAUAAAGGAAUUUUCUGUGAGAAUUGUGAAAUUCAGUAAAGAUUUGGUAUUUGCUAAUAUGAAA
This is a messenger RNA of Ailuropoda melanoleuca (giant panda), 7150 nucleotides long. RefSeq names its product transmembrane protein 65 (gene TMEM65). Gene Ontology annotation, cellular component: mitochondrion. The coding region runs from base 2028 to 2465 and encodes 145 amino acids. Gene Ontology annotation, biological process: cardiac ventricle development; regulation of cardiac conduction. The record is from RefSeq and is a predicted model, not a curated record. NCBI's taxonomy places the organism in Eukaryota, Metazoa, Chordata, Mammalia, Carnivora, Ursidae. The transcript is spliced from 7 exons.